This is a messenger RNA of Parastagonospora nodorum SN15, 1791 nucleotides long. RefSeq lists its product as hypothetical. Bases 1 to 1791 code for a protein of 596 amino acids. NCBI's taxonomy places the organism in Eukaryota, Fungi, Ascomycota, Dothideomycetes, Pleosporales, Phaeosphaeriaceae. The transcript has 7 exons. The record is from RefSeq and is a predicted model, not a curated record.
AUGUCGAAGUGGAAAGACCUGGGCUCCGGCAUCAUGAUGUGGCAACCUACCGCGGACCCUGAAGUCGAUGACAUGAGCAUAGAAACACUUGUAGCAGAAGAUGCUCAAGAUGGCAAGAUCGAUGCGAUGGAGUCCUUCUUCCAGGAAUUACUUGGAACAUCGCAAAAUUCAAUACCUACCCAGCGUCACAUACUUCCAGCAACGCCUUCGUUUAGCUCAACUUUGCUCAGCAGCCACACACCAUCCGAAUCCUCAGAGCCAACGCUCAUUACACUCACUCCAGUAGCCGAUACCUCUGCUCCCCUAGAAUCAUCACGAUUAGGUUCCGAUAUCUCUAUCUCGAACUUGGACUUUGAGGACACGAGUACUACAGCCUACGACUCAGACCGCACAGACUUUGUUGACACACCGGACACACCUUGCCCUGUAAAGCACGUCGAAUCCUCGCGCCGCAGCACUGGUGCCACGAGUCAUUUCUUCCAUACGACCAAACAGAAAAAGACAACGCUUCCUGUCAGGCGGAAAUUGCGUUUCGGCACAACUUCAGCGACUGCAAGGCCUAGAUCACCACAUAAGCUGGGGAAAAUGGGUUUAGUCGCGCCUGAGUAUUCGCCUUCUCAUCGUUGGACAUAUCAAGAACGAGAUACACAGCGAAAUCUGAUCGAGACUACAGCGGCAAACUUAAACAUUGAGCUACAUCGCUUGCAGAAAGAGGUUAAUUCGCCAUCAGGAAGGGCAAAGAAGGCGAGAUGCCCGAAGACGAGGAAAUUGUUCCGAACUCUUGUCAGACGAGCAUCUCAGGAAGAGCAGUUUAUGGCUGUUCGAGCCCCGACAUCAGAAGAAACGUCCGUGCCACCUCUGAGAAAUGGCGGCGUAACUUUGAACAACAAUACCAGCUUCCAAGACUUGGAAUACCUAGUCGACGCAGAGGACGCGCUCGAGCCUGCUCCACUUGCUCUUGGGCGCAUAGCUGAGACGAGCAAUAGCGCAGUUCAGCUAGCGUUUCGAGUCUUCGACGAGUACAGCGGUACAUCAUUCAAAGACGGUCAAUUCGUGGCUGGUGCCUUUGUAGGAGUGGCUGCGAAAUCCGGUGGUCAGCUGCCACAUCCAUUUGAUCCUACUACUGAAGAUGGGCAAAAAGCAAUCAAAAUCACCAGCAGCGCUCAUUUUAACAAUAGUGGAGGACCCAGUUGCUGGAUCUCUGUGUUCACGAGCUUCUUGGAAAGUCUGACGAAAGCCGCAAAUUUGACGCAACCACGGAUUGCGCUUAUCGACUUAUCUAAGAUUGACAAGGGCAAUACGCUACGAGCACACGAGCUCCUUGUCUGGGGUCAGAUAAAACGCGAAGCCAUUAUCCGGGAGUUCUCGCUGCGUGAAUUGAUAUUACUCGCAGACGCCCACCAUAGCAUAGCAGAUCUGCUACAACUACAUCAAUUUCAGGUUGGCAGAAGGACCUCUCUCGUCGCUACAAGUUUAGUCACAAAGAACACGAGGUUAGAUGCCGAAUGCGCUGAAGCAAUGGCCACCAUCGCCGAGCAGUUCGGUCUGGUGCAACUCAGACAUAUCGAAAACCUUGUGGCUCGCCUCGUAGAUGGCUGGAGCAUCACUGUUUCAACAUCGUUGGACAUUGAAUUAGCUGGAGUUCUGUUUGCUAGGAAAUUGCGGUCUAGCAAAAACUCCACUCGAGAUGUCGCCAGUGCGUUUGUAAAGGGCGUCGAAGAAGGCGUCGCACGCCUUGCAUAUUGGAGCCAGCGACGCGGGUCGCGCGUGCGACGUUUUCGAACUGCCUAA